CUCUCUCCAGCGCUCCAAUGCUACUGCGACCGCUGCUCGGCUAACUCCAGCUGCACGACGGACGGAGUGUGUUUCGUGGCGAUCCGUAAGAUUGGCAGUCGCCUGACGAGAGAACAGCGUCAGUGUGUUCACGAGAGCGAGCUGAUCCCCAGAGACAGACCCUUCAUCUGUGCUCCGUCCGUGAAGCAGGAGACGGGGAUCUAUCCUGUGUGCUGCACCACGGACAACUGCAACAAGGAGCCAGACCUCAACAUCAUCCCAGUCCCCACGGUGCGGACCCCCCCCCUCGGCCCUGUGGCCCUCGCUGCAGUGAUAGCUGGCCCUGUGUGUGUCCUCUGCCUCCUAUUGGUCCUCGCCUUCUACGUCUGUCACAGCCACCGAGCAGCGGGGGCGGCGCACCGUCAUCAUCACCGUGUGUCCAACGAGGAAGACCCCCACAUGGACCACCCCUUCAUCACCGUGGGAACAACGCUCAGAGACCUCAUCUACGACAUGACCACCUCAGGGUCUGGAUCAGGUCUGCCCCUGCUGGUGCAGAGGACGAUCGCCCGCACCAUCAUCCUGCAGGAGAGCAUCGGGAAGGGGAGGUUUGGGGAGGUGUGGCGGGGGAAGUGGAGAGGAGAGGAGGUGGCUGUGAAGAUCUUCUCCUCCAGAGAAGAGAGGUCCUGGUUCAGAGAGGCAGAGAUCUACCAGACCGUUAUGCUGCGGCACGAGAACAUCCUGGGGUUCAUCGCUGCUGACAACAAAGAUAACGGCACGUGGACCCAGCUCUGGUUGGUGUCAGAUUACCACGAGCACGGCUCUCUGUUCGACUAUCUGAACCGUUACACCGUCACCGUGGAGGGGAUGAUCAAACUGUCUCUGUCCACCGCCAGCGGACUGGCUCACCUGCACAUGGAGAUCGUGGGGACGCAAGGGAAGCCGGCCAUCGCCCACAGAGACCUGAAGUCUAAGAACAUCCUGGUGAAGAAGAACGGGACGUGUUGCAUCGCUGACCUCGGCCUCGCUGUGAGACACGACUCGGCCACCGACACCAUCGACAUCGCACCCAACCACCGGGUGGGGACCAAGAGGUACAUGGCUCCGGAGGUUUUGGACGAUUCUAUAAACAUGAAACACUUCGAGUCCUUUAAGCGAGCCGAUAUCUACGCCAUGGGGCUGGUGUUCUGGGAGAUCGCCAGCCGCUGCUCCAUGGGGGGCAUUCACGAGGACUACCAGCUGCCGUACUACGACCUGGUGCAGUCGGACCCGUCUGUUGAGGAGAUGAGGAAGGUGGUGUGUGAGCAGAAACUCAGACCCAACAUCCCCAACCGCUGGCAGAGCUGCGAGGCGCUGAGGGUGAUGGCGAAGAUCAUGAGGGAGUGUUGGUACGCUAACAGCGCCGCGAGGCUAACGGCCCUGCGCAUCAAGAAGACCCUCUCUCAGCUCAGCCAAUCAGAAGGCAUCAAGAUGUAGACACACACAGGCAUCCAUAUCAUUAGCAUUAGUACCCUCCUCUGCUUUUCUAUUCUCAUCACACUCACUGAUGAAGCUGUGUGUGUGGUGUGUGUGUGUGUGUGGUGUGUGUGUGUGUGUGUGUGUGUGUGUGUGUGUGUGUG
Trematomus bernacchii (emerald rockcod) is the source of this 1598-nucleotide messenger RNA. It is a transcript of the gene tgfbr1b, whose product is annotated as transforming growth factor, beta receptor 1 b. Gene Ontology annotation, cellular component: plasma membrane; activin receptor complex. NCBI's taxonomy places the organism in Eukaryota, Metazoa, Chordata, Actinopteri, Perciformes, Nototheniidae. Gene Ontology annotation, biological process: heart development; protein phosphorylation; activin receptor signaling pathway. The record is from RefSeq and is a predicted model, not a curated record. Gene Ontology annotation, molecular function: activin binding; SMAD binding; activin receptor activity, type I. The annotation marks the transcript as partial. The transcript has 8 exons.